This is a messenger RNA of Penicillium digitatum Pd1, 1284 nucleotides long. Its product is annotated as HSP70/90 family co-chaperone CNS1. Gene Ontology annotation, biological process: protein folding. The record is from RefSeq and is a predicted model, not a curated record. Gene Ontology annotation, molecular function: Hsp90 protein binding; Hsp70 protein binding. Gene Ontology annotation, cellular component: cytosol; nucleus. Lineage: Eukaryota; Fungi; Ascomycota; Eurotiomycetes; Eurotiales; Aspergillaceae.
AUGUCGCGCAUUGAAGAACUUCCAGAUGACUUUGAUGAGUCGCUCAAUCUCAACAAGGCCCCUCCCGAGGUCGCCCAGGGCCUACCCCAGCCCGGGUUUGACGCCUUCGCUCCUACCAACGAAAUUCCCUUCCCGAUCAACGAGGAGGCAUUGAAGGCGCGCCAGACCGACCCCAAUGCACCUGAACUGCCGCCGGCUAUUGCGGCCAUUCAGUCGCAUACCUCAGAGGAGUUGAUGGCAAUGAUGAAUAAGACUCCUCUGUUCAUGACCGAUAUUGAGAAUGCGGGUGAUGAGAAGGGUGAAAAUGUCCUCCUAGAUGCCCUCCAGGCUCUGCAGAACGAAGGUACCAGAGGUGAGGUUGCGAAUACCUUUAAGGGACAAGGCAAUGAAGCUGUACAGGAACUCAAGUGGAUCGACGCCAAAGAGUUCUACACAAAGGCUAUUGCCGUCAUUAACGCCAAGGAGGAUAAGUGGGAGGUGCCUGAAGAUCCCGAGGAAGAGGCGGCGCUGUUGCGCAAAUUGGAGGAGGCGUCGCACAUCAACCGGGCAUUGUGCAACUUGGAGCUAGGAAACUACCGUUCUUGUACUCUCGACUGUGCAGCCGCCCUCAAGUUCAACCCUAAAAAUGUGAAGGCCUUCUACCGAUCCUCCUUGGCACUGUUCAAGUUGGACAAAGUUGCCGAGGCUGAAGAUGCUGCAGCCCGAGGAUUAGCAAUUGACCCAGAAAGCAAAGCUCUCAAAGAAUCUGCCAAAAAGAUUGCCGAGCGCAAGGCCCUUUUGGAACGUGCUGCCGCGAGAAAGCAGGCCGAAGAAGAAAAGGUGCGCAAGCAGAAGAUGGUCCUCAGCACCGCCCUGCGCGCCCGUCAGAUCAGAACCCGCAAAACCGAUCAGCCUCCGGAUAUGGAAGAUGCCAAGAUCCGUCUUGUCCCUGAUCCUCUCUCGCCGGAGAGCACGAUCGAGUUCCCGACCGUUUUCCUUUACCCCAUGGAAGCCCAGUCAGACUUUAUCAAAUCGUUUUCUGAGAUGAACGCUAUCGAGGAUCACUUGAGUUACAUAUUCCCUCUUCCUUGGGACACCAAGAAGGAAUACACCGUUGAAGGUGUUGAAUGCUUCAUGCAGACUGUCUCUGGUGGUUUGAUCAAGGCUGGCAAGAAGUUGCCUUUGUUACAAAUUCUCUCUGGUGGUAAGGUCGAGGUUGUGGAUGAGCUUGUCAGCAUCCAUGUCGUUCCACUUUCCAAGACCGGUAAAUACAUUGCAGAGAUGAAGGCUCGGAAGACUGGCUGA